AUGGAGGCUGUUGAGCUUGACCAGAACGGCACCGUCGGGUGCAUCUUCAAUACCCGCCAAACAUUGACUAGCCUAGUCACUCGCACUAGUUCCACUGGCACACAGAUCGAGACGACUGUUUCCACGUUGACGGCCCUGACUACCAGCUUCCAGGGCCCGAAGCUGCAGGCCCAAGCUACCGGCACCGCGCCCUUUGAUCCCGCGGCUCGGGGAGGUACAACUGCGUCCACGCCAGUGACAGCUAUUGUUGGUGCAGCAGCCGUCGCUACAACCACCACUGCCGCCACGGCGAAUGGCCCCGCCGGACCGGGCGGCACAACCACAGGCACGAUCGGUGGCCCGGACACUCAGACUACUCCAAUUCAACCCACUUCGACCACCUUGAUUGACUCAAACCAGAUGAAUACAGGGAUCACUCCGACGCCUAUUGCAGCCGGGCCGAUCGGAACUACUACAGCUGGCGCAACCCUGGCUGCUGAGGAAGGCGCUCCGGGAAACACUAACACUAUUGGCACAGCCACCACCAUGACCGUGUCGGACUGCAUGGUCCCCUGCAUGACUACUACCACCUCUGUGAAAGCUUGA
Molecule: messenger RNA, 585 nt
Organism: Colletotrichum spaethianum
Lineage: Eukaryota; Fungi; Ascomycota; Sordariomycetes; Glomerellales; Glomerellaceae
Exons: 1
Coding region: 1-585 (194 amino acids)
Source: RefSeq, a predicted model, not a curated record